Daldinia loculata is the source of this 1778-nucleotide messenger RNA. Its product is annotated as enolase C-terminal domain-like protein. Gene Ontology annotation, biological process: amino acid catabolic process; D-galactonate catabolic process. The transcript has 4 exons. NCBI's taxonomy places the organism in Eukaryota, Fungi, Ascomycota, Sordariomycetes, Xylariales, Hypoxylaceae. The record is from RefSeq and is a predicted model, not a curated record. Bases 397 to 1542 code for a protein of 381 amino acids. Gene Ontology annotation, molecular function: galactonate dehydratase activity.
UUAAUAAUACCAUCAAGAAAUUCAUAAUUGAGGUAACCAACAGUCACAUUGAUAUUAUUCCUUAGUCUAUCCCUUACCACAUAAAUACCUCGUUAACCGUUUCGGAAAUUUUGUUUAGUACUUUAGGCUCGAUUAGUGACCUACCCAAGUGGAUUCUUCAUUACUAGAGCUACGAUCAUCAGUCAGGCCGUAUUAUGACAAAUUAGGGAAUGACUCUUAUGUGGGCGACUACGUUAUUGGGCAGCAACCCCACAGGUACCCCCAGGUUGCCCCUCUGAGGAGAAUGUUCUUUAUACCCCUCAUCCGUUAUACUAGUAAAGGCGGCUAGAAUGUCUUAACCCUAUUUUUAUAGUUAGAGCUUGGAAACGUAUAGACGCGGAAUUUCUCAAAGGUAUAAUGGGAAAGAUAAACAAAAUCGAGUAUUUUCGGCUGCCGCCGCGUUGGUUAUUCGUCAAAAUCGUGGAUGACACAGGUUGUUAUGGAUGGGGUGAAGCUUCCUUAGAAGGACAUACGCAGGCCGUGGAAGGUUGUCUUGAUUCUUGGGCGGAAAAGUAUAUAGGAUACGAAGCCGAUGACAUCGAGCACAUAUGGCAGCUAUCAUAUCGUGGAGGUUUUUACCGAGGGGGACCUGUUCUCAUGAGUGCCUUGAGCGGGAUAGAUAUUGCGCUAUGGGACAUGAAAGCUAGGAAACUGAACGUUCCAAUCUAUCAGCUGCUGGGUGGAAAAGUCCGAGAUAAACUGCGCGUAUACGCAUGGAUAGGGGGUGACCGCCCAAGUGAUGUGGAGACACAAGCAAAUGUCCGUAAAGCCCAAGGAUUCAAUGCGGUCAAGAUGAACGGUACCGAAGAUCUCGGAUGGCUAGACUCUCCUCGCAAGCUCGAGGAAUGUGUGGAACGUGUUAAAGUAGUGAAGGCUUUGGGUCUCGAUGUCGGGGUAGAUUUCCACGGACGAGUGCAUAAGCCGAUGGCAAAGCAACUAGUUGCCAAACUAGAGCCUUACGACCCCCUAUUUGUCGAGGAGCCAUUGCUAAGUGAGAAUAUUGGCGGUAUCAAGGACAUUGCUGCUCGUACGCAUUGCCCAAUCGCGCUUGGCGAACGUCUUCACAACAGAUGGGAUGUGAGACCGUUCUUGGAAUCCGGAUGUGUUGAUAUAUUGCAGCCAGAUAUUUGCCAUGUUGGCGGGAUAUCUGAGAUGCGCAGAAUCGCUUCUGCUUGCGAGACAUACGACGUUGCGCUGGCGCCGCACUGCCCAUUAGGGCCAAUCGCGUUAGCGGCAAACGUCCAGGUUAACGCUGCAACCUCGAACUUCGUGAUACAAGAGAUGAGUCUCGGUAUUCACUACAACGUUGGUGGGCAGGAUCUAACAAGCUACACACUGAAUCCCGAGGUUUGGAAGGUCACAGAUGGGUAUAUUGACUUGAUGAGCGGGCCGGGUCUUGGCAUUGACAUCGACGAGGUACAGGUACGGGCCUUAUCAAAGGACUUCAAAGCGUGGGUAAGCCCAACAUUCUCUGGUCCAGGGAAUGAAUUGAGGGAGUGGUAAUAGAAAAUGUACUAUGAAGGACGGCCCUUGAUAAGUUAGCAGGUAGCCUUAGAAUAUCGCCGUAUCUGUAUAAUAUACCACGCCCAACCACCCAAGAACCUACCCCCCGUCUAAAUGGAUGUAGACUGUCAGUUGGGCACCUACUUAUACGAUAUCAUUAUCGAGCGUAUAUGUACCUACCUUAUAUUUAUUAGCCCAUUAGCUCCUCGGGCGGAAUACUACUUCGUAUCGUCUUG